CCGAGUUUUGCUACACAAAACAACCGUUGUACAUAGGUGACGUGUAACACGAGUGCGUUCUUGCUGAAAUGGACUCAUAAUUUUUGAAUAUAUUGCCGUAAACUGACUUCUCUCGACAAGUGCUGUGUAUUCUGUGAUUCACCGGCUGUGCAUGAGGUUGUCAAGUUUCCAGAGCUGCCAUGGCAACUCCAGAUGAUCUAAAAUUCCAAGAGUUUGAUGAGGCCGCAGACCUGCUUUCUGCAGACCCAGGGGCCUCCACCCUUAGUGUGUCAGAUGGUCCCAGCAAAGCCCCACCCGGAGGAGAUAUCAAACUGGACCUGUCAGAUGAUGAGGGAGGCCAAGAAGAAAGUUCAGAGCUCCUAGGAGGAUCAAAAGAGACCAGUGGCUUCUGGACUUUUGAGUACUAUCAGUCAUUCUUCGAUGUGGACACAAUGCAGGUGUUAGACCGAGUCAAGGGGUCAGUUAUGCCAAUUCCAGGGAGGAACUUCAUUAAACACCAUCUCCGGACAAAUCCAGAUCUAUACGGUCCCUUCUGGAUCUGUGUGACUCUGGUGUUCUCAGUAGCCAUCAGUGGGAACCUGUCCACCUUCCUCAGCAAGAUGGGAGACCCCCAGUAUCAUUACAGACCCCAGUUCCACAGAGUGACGAUAGCUGCUGUCGUGAUCUUCUUGUAUGCUUGGCUGGUGCCGCUGGGUGUAUGGGGGUUCCUAACCUGGCGGCAGGGAACAGAAAGGCAGAUUGGUGGAUACUCUUUCCUAGAGACCGUGUGUGUCUACGGAUACUCUCUCUUCAUCUACAUCCCUACCUCGGUGUUAUGGAUCAUACCAUAUGAUUGGCUUCGCUGGCUAUUGAUCCUGGUUGCCAUGGUGAUCUCUGGCUCAGUGCUGGUCCUCACUUUCUGGCCUGUUGUCCGGGACGACACCAAGGCAACAGCGUUUUCCACUGUGGCCACCAUAGUUGUUCUACAUGCCUUACUGGCUAUUGGCUGCAAAAUGUACUUUUUCCAAACGGAGGUUCACACAACCCUAACUGUUCCUACGCUGUUCCCUAACAGCACAGCACCAAUUACCAGCACCAGCCACUGACCAAGUGGAACUGGGGAAAAGAUGGAGGGAUGAUAUGAAUAAAUAAGCCGCAAGGCUAUGUACUUAAUUACUUCUGACACCAACUGACCAACCAGUUGGUCAGUGAAAUAUAACAUAUAAAUUAUGGGGAAACUUUAUACAUUGGGGUCAAUUGAUGAUUGUCUAAUUUAUGCAGAUUAUUCCAGUAUGUUACUCAGCACUUGUUUGCUGCAAUAAAUUAUCAUUUCUAGUUAUACUCUGUUUGGUAAAAAAUGGCAUCCUUUUUAUCUACAGAUGAAUUUAUAGGCAUAUCAUUCUCCAUGUGUGCUCACAUGUGUACACAUCUUUCUCUGGUGCAACUGGAUCGAGGAAGCUAUUUUAGACCAUUGUGAUGAAGGGGAAAUGCUAAAUGAAUGUUUAACUAAUGUAACUGACUGUACGGGGUUGUUCUGGCACCCAAACCACUCCUGAGACCUGAAUCGAUUAUUUACUUACCCAUUUAGUUUUAUUUUCCUUUAAAUGUGGGUGACUUGUAAAUUAAGAGGAAAAAGUUUGUCAGUAUAAUUAUUUAUUUAUUCUUAGUUGCCUUUUUCUUCCCUUUUUCUUUUUGUUUGUGGGAAUAAACAUUCCUCCUCAGUG
Hypomesus transpacificus is the source of this 1703-nucleotide messenger RNA. It is a transcript of the gene yipf2, whose product is annotated as Yip1 domain family, member 2. Gene Ontology annotation, molecular function: small GTPase binding. NCBI's taxonomy places the organism in Eukaryota, Metazoa, Chordata, Actinopteri, Osmeriformes, Osmeridae. The coding region runs from base 180 to 1085 and encodes 301 amino acids. Gene Ontology annotation, biological process: vesicle-mediated transport. The record is from RefSeq and is a predicted model, not a curated record. The transcript has 9 exons. Gene Ontology annotation, cellular component: Golgi apparatus; membrane.